AUAUGUUUUGUUGGGAAUAUUAAUAUUUCUUAAACAAUAUAUAAAUAUUAAAAAAACGCGACAGAAAAUGGCCCUUAAUGGGUUUUUGGACUUUUUUCAAAAGGGAAAGACUUUUAGGCCCAAAAAGAGGUUUACCGCUGGUACUAUUCGAUAUUCGCUUCACAAACAGGCCCAGGCUAGUUUGCAAUCUGGUAUCAAUUUACGGCAAGUUGUGCGAUUGCCGGAAGGCGAGAAUAUGAAUGACUGGUUAGCAGUGCACGUUGUUGACUUUUUCAAUCGCAUCAAUCUCAUAUAUGGCACCGUAUCUGAAUACUGCAAUGAAACAACUUGUCCAACAAUGUCUGGAGGCUCCCGAUAUGAGUAUUUAUGGGCAGAUGGAGAUAUGUACAAGAAACCCACUGCGCUUCCUGCACAGAAAUAUAUUGAGCUUCUCAUGGACUGGAUUGAAACACAAAUUAACAAUGAAGCAGUAUUUCCCGUUUCCACUGAUGUUCCUUUCCCCAAAACGUUUGUGUCACUCUGCCGAAAAAUUUUAACAAGAUUAUUUCGGGUCUUUGUACAUGUCUAUAUUCAUCAUUUUGAUAGAAUUGUAACUAUUGGUGCGGAAGCGCACGUAAAUGCUUGUUAUAAGCAUUUUUAUUAUUUUGUGCAAGAAUUUGAACUGAUAUCUGCCAAGGAAUUAGAGCCACUUCACGAAAUGACUUCGAGAAUUUGUAAAGACAAAGAAUAAUCAUUUUUCAAGCAUAAAGAUAAUUCUAGAUUUUAUAACUUUUAAAAUCCAAGUCAUAAUUUUAUGUUGAUUUUCAUAUACUUUAAUUUGAUAUAUGAUUGUAAGUUAGCUAUAAGUCUGUGAUGUCCAAAAUCUCACCAUUAAACCGAUUCACAG
This is a messenger RNA of Drosophila novamexicana, 886 nucleotides long. RefSeq names its product MOB kinase activator-like 3 (gene Mob3). The transcript has 6 exons. Gene Ontology annotation, biological process: signal transduction; positive regulation of protein phosphorylation. NCBI's taxonomy places the organism in Eukaryota, Metazoa, Arthropoda, Insecta, Diptera, Drosophilidae. Bases 68 to 730 code for a protein of 220 amino acids. Gene Ontology annotation, cellular component: nucleus; cytoplasm. The record is from RefSeq and is a predicted model, not a curated record. Gene Ontology annotation, molecular function: protein kinase activator activity.